GGCGUUGUCCCCGCACAUGGAAGCUUCCAUGAAUUGCCAAUGAUAACCGGAAGUUUUGGUAGAGAGCUGGGAAGAUGAGAAUCCCUUUCCGGUCGGUAUGCGAGUAGGAAGGAAGAGUUGUCGCGCAUCAUUUUCUCUCUCAAGUUCUGCCGAAUUCUAUAGACGACCCUAAUUGGCAGAUGAGGCCCCUCCCACCCAGGCGUUUCUAUAGCAGCGGCUACAUCUUUCCCUCUUGAGUAGAUUCUUCAGCAGUCACCACCUCCUGGGUGCUUAGAGUCUCUACAAGAUGCCAUACCUUGGUUCAGAGGAUACGUUGAAGGAGCUGAAGAGAGCACUCUCUAACCCUCAUGUGCAAGCUGACCAUCUCCGCUACAGGAAUGUUAUCCAGCGAGUGAUCAGGCAUAUGACUCAAGGUGUAGAUGUGUCAAGUGUCUUUAUGGAGAUGGUUAAGGCUAGUGCCACAGUGGACAUUGUUCAGAAGAAGCUAGUAUACUUGUACAUGUGCACGUAUGCUCCACUGAAGCCAGAUCUAGCUCUUUUAGCUAUCAAUACUUUGUGCAAAGACUGCUCAGAUCCCAACCCCAUGGUUAGAGGACUGGCUCUACGCAGUAUGUGCAGUCUGAGGAUGCCUGGUGUGCAGGAGUAUGUUCAACAGCCAAUUCUGAAUGGUCUGCGAGACAAAGCUUCCUAUGUAAGGAGAGUAGCUGUUCUUGGAUGUGCAAAGAUGCAGAAACUCCAAGGAGACAGUGAAGUUGAUGCUGCACUGGUUAAUGAGUUGUAUAGUUUGCUUCGUGACCAAGAUCCUAUUGUAGUGGUAAAUUGUUUAAGAGCUCUAGAGGAAAUCCUAGAACAUGAGGGAGGAGUUGUCAUCAACAAGCCUAUUGCCCACCAUCUACUUAACAGGAUGCCUGAUCUAGACCAAUGGGGCCAGGGUGAGGUGCUGACUUUCCUGUUGCGUUACAAGCCCCGCUGUGAAGAAGAGCUCUUUGACAUUCUUAAUUUACUGGAUGGGUAUCUCAAAAAUAGCAGUUCCAGUGUGGUGAUGGCUGCCACAAAACUCUUCUUGGUUUUGGCCAGAGACUUUCCCCAUGUGCAGGCAGAUGUGUUGGUGAGAGUAAAGGGGCCACUCCUGGCAGCUUGCACUUCUGAGAGUAGGGAACUCUGCUUCACUGCCUUGUGUCAUGUACGCCAGAUCUUAGAUAGCUUUCCUGGUCACUUCAGCAGCCAUUACAAGAAGUUCUUCUGCUCGUACUCAGAACCACAUUACAUCAAAUGCCAGAAAAUGGAGGUGCUAUGCAAGUUGGUGAAUGAUGAGAAUGUGCAGCAGGUACUAGAGGAAUUGAGGGACUACUGCACUGAUGUGUCAACAGAGCUUGCACAGGGAGCAAUCUUUGCCAUAGGCAACAUUGCAAGGACAUAUACAGAGCAGUGUGUGGGGAUCCUAAGAGAACUCCUUGAGCUGAAGCAGGAACAUAUAACUUCAGCGGUGGUGCAGGUGUUCCGGGAUCUGGUGUGGUUGUGUCCGCAGUGUACAGAAAGUGUGUCACAGGCUUUGUCUGGAUGUGAAGAGACUAUCCAAGACAGUGAGGGCAAGCAAGCACUAAUCUGGCUGCUGGGAGUCCAUGGGGAGAAAGUUCCCAAUGCCCCCUAUAUCUUGGAAGAUUUUGUAGAGAAUGUGAAAUCAGAGUCAUUCUCAGCUGUGAAAGUGGAACUGCUGACAGCUUUGAUGCGGCUCUUCAUAGCACGUCCAGCUGAAUGCCAGGAUAUGCUGGGUCGAUUACUCUAUUAUUGUAUAGAGGAGGAGAAAGACAUGAUGGUUCGGGACCAUGCACUGUUCUACUAUCGUCUUUUGCAAGCUGGUACGGAAGAGACAAAAAGAGUUCUUUGCAGCCCCACAUCUGAUCACUCUCUGCAGCUUUUGGAGGAGCAGGCUGAAAGCUCUGUGAAUACAUGGGCAUCUGAUUUUAACUCCUUGGUACCCAUAUACGGCAAAAAGCAAUGGGCAGCUAUGACAGCCGGCCAGGUUACUGAACUUCGCCAUGUAGAUUCCCCCUCUGAAGACUCAGCAUUGGUGGGCAAAGAGCCACUAAUGUCAGAAAAGCAAGAGAAGGUUCCUUGUGAUAAAGUCAGCUCAAGCAGCCUUAUUCUAAUGCCCAGCUUCCAUCUGACUGCAGAGCAGUUUGAGAGGACAUGGCUGAGUCUUGGUGUGGGUUGCCAGCAAGCUGUUCCCUGGCAGGAAACUGUGCUGCCCGACACCAUACAGUCUGCACUGCAGGUUGUCCAUAUCCAGACUAUUGCAAUGAGCAAAGCUGGUUCCCAGCUGUGGAAAGCUUAUCUUGGAGCCCAGGAUGACACUGGCUGUCUUUUCCUGACCGAGCUGCUGCUGGAAACAGGGGAUACAGAGAUGCAAAUGUUGGUGAAGCAGAGUGAAAACAAGCCUGAGGCACUUCAGGCCUUCAUCUCAAUCUUGAAGACUGUACUGGGGUCUAUGGCAGGAUUGAUAUCCUGAUUCAUUACAAUCUCUGAUACUGGUUAAAAAUGUUUUUUUUCAAGGGUGGGAAAUUGCCAAAAUUAAGCUGCAGCUCUUAUGUAUGGUAAUUAAACACUUGCAUAUCCCUUGAUAAUAAUAGAGAGGAAAUGUGAUACCUUUAAAAAGUGUGUAGCCUAAAAAUAUAAAUGCAGUGGUUGAAAAAAAAAGAAUAAUCCUUAGAUGAAGACACAAGAUGGGCGUAUUUUGUCAUGAAUAAGGGAGCUAUAUACUUCCAAGACAGCUUCCAGUAAUGAGUGGAAUAGAAAUGGAAUCAGUAGAUAUGCAGAAGCAUAUCAGUAGGACAGAAGAAGCUGAAAUCCUGAGUGGUGAUGGGAGUGGACUAGGGUGUUCAGAAAAGGUAAUUCACUACAUAGGUUGGCAAGUAUCUCAACCUCUACUGAUACAUUAAUGGAAAAUAGGCAAUAACAGAAGUGAAAAUAUUUCCGUUUUGAAUACUUAUUCUCUUAUGUUGUUCAACACUAAGAAAGAGUAAACAUCUGAAGCAGUACUUUGAAGCUCUUUUGCCAUCAGAAUAUACACAGAAACGUCUCUCUUUAAUUUUUUUCUCUUUAAAUAAAGGACUUUAAUUUUUUAUUUUAUUUAAAAUAAAAAUUGAGGGAUUUCUUAAUGGAACAACUUAGAAAAUCACACUAUUCUGACAUUAAGGAAGAAACUGGUACAAUGGAACAGAAGUGAAACUUGGUUUAGAAGAGAAACUUGGCUUCUGCCUUUUACUAGGAAUCAGGUGAUAUAGACGAUUUUUGUUUAAAUGGAUGGAUUGAUGGACUGAUGACUAAAUAAUAUGCAACAUUUCCACUAUCUGACUUAAAAGCCAACUCAGUUUUGUGGAGAGGGGAGGAGGGGAAUUUGAUGGAAUCAGCUCCUGGAAUGGGCAAAAGUAACUCCUCAAAUAAUAGGGCUCAUAAUAAAAGGCUUUGUUUAGAAGCCUCUCACCUUGAUCUGUUGUAAGAGAAAAGGAAAAAGAUGGGGACAGAAGAACCAGCUUUAUAGUUUUCCCACCUCUGUUUUUCUAAAGAUAUUUAUAGUCUGGUUUUUCAAUUUAUAUGCAAAAUUCACAAACAUGGCCGAUAUAUGAAUAC
This is a messenger RNA of Varanus komodoensis (Komodo dragon), 3630 nucleotides long. RefSeq names its product adaptor related protein complex 4 subunit beta 1 (gene AP4B1). The record is from RefSeq and is a predicted model, not a curated record. Gene Ontology annotation, molecular function: clathrin binding. Gene Ontology annotation, biological process: vesicle-mediated transport; intracellular protein transport. Lineage: Eukaryota; Metazoa; Chordata; Lepidosauria; Squamata; Varanidae. Gene Ontology annotation, cellular component: clathrin adaptor complex; membrane coat. The transcript is spliced from 11 exons. The coding region runs from base 287 to 2509 and encodes 740 amino acids.